Messenger RNA from Drosophila ficusphila, 3418 nucleotides. RefSeq names its product ubiquilin-1 (gene Ubqn). The record is from RefSeq and is a predicted model, not a curated record. Gene Ontology annotation, molecular function: polyubiquitin modification-dependent protein binding. The coding region runs from base 220 to 1893 and encodes 557 amino acids. Lineage: Eukaryota; Metazoa; Arthropoda; Insecta; Diptera; Drosophilidae. Gene Ontology annotation, biological process: ubiquitin-dependent protein catabolic process. The transcript is spliced from 3 exons. Gene Ontology annotation, cellular component: cytosol.
UCGAACUGAGCGUGUGCAUGUGUGUGUGUGUGUGAGUGAGAAAGUGACGAAUUACUUUUCAUCAAAUGGGAAAUAAUUUAGUUUGAAAACACGUACCUAUUCAGAGCACCAGAAAAAUAUAAAAAUUUUAGUUGUGAAGACGUUAACACUACGAGCUAAAUCGGCGUAGGGCGGUAAAAAACAAGCAACCCGGAAAAACACAAUAACUACACCAUCGAAAUGGCGGAAGGCGGCAGCAAGCGCAUCAACGUGGUUGUAAAAACGCCAAAGGACAAGAAGACGGUUGAGGUGGACGAAGAUUCUGGAAUAAAAGAUUUCAAAAUUCUGGUUGCACAAAAGUUCGAGGCAGAGCCCGAGCAGCUGGUGCUCAUUUUUGCCGGCAAAAUUAUGAAGGACACGGACACGCUUAAGAUGCACAACAUCAAGGACAAUUUGACGGUGCACCUGGUGAUUAAGGCGCCGACGCGCAACAACGAGACUCCGGCUCGCACACCGGCGGAUGUGCGCCAAACGCCCUUCGGUCUGAAUCAAUUUGGCGGACUCGCCGGCAUGGAGGCCCUUGGCGCCGGAUCGAACACCUUUAUGGAUCUACAGGCGCGCAUGCAGAACGAAUUGCUUAACAACGGCGACAUGCUGCGAUCCCUGAUGGACAAUCCGCUGGUGCAGCAGAUGAUGAACAACCCGGAGACCAUGCGCCAGCUGAUCACAUCGAAUCCCCAGAUGCAGGACCUGAUGCAGCGCAACCCGGAGAUCUCGCACAUGCUUAACAAUCCGGAUCUGCUGCGCCAGACGAUGGAGCUGGCCCGCAAUCCCUCGAUGCUGCAGGAGUUGAUGCGCUCGCACGAUCGGGCAAUGUCUAAUUUGGAGUCGGUGCCGGGCGGCUACAGUGCUUUGCAGCGCAUCUAUCGCGACAUCCAGGAGCCGAUGAUGAACGCAGCCACCGAGUCUUUUGGUCGCAAUCCCUUCGCCGGACUAGUCGACGGCGGCGGAUCUGGUGCAGGCGUCAAUCCGCAGCAAGGCACCGAGAAUCGCAAUCCCUUACCGAACCCCUGGGGCGGCGGCGGCGGCACCAAUUCGACCACAAAUGGCACUGGAUCUGGCAGUGGCGGCGGCACCCCAGGAGGCAAUCGAACGGGCGGUGAUCUACCGCCGAACAAUGUCCUCAACACGCCGGCCAUGCGCAGUCUGCUCCAGCAGAUGGCCGACAAUCCGGCCAUUAUGCAGAACCUGCUAAAUGCGCCCUACACGCGCUCCAUGAUGGAGUCCAUGUCGCAGGACCCGGACAUGGCCUCGCGUCUGCUAAGCAGCAGUCCGCUGCUGUCGAACAAUCCCGCUCUGCAGGAGCAGGUGCGCCAGAUGAUGCCACAGUUCAUGGCCCAGAUGCAGAACCCGGAGGUGAUGAACAUGUUGACCAAUCCGGACGCGAUGAACGCCAUCCUGCAGAUCCAGCAGGGCAUGGAACAGCUGCGCAGCGCCGCACCUGGUCUCGUCGGCACCAUGGGUAUUCCCCCGCCGCCGCCGGGCGUUAAUUCGGCCACGGAUCCGGCCAGCGGCGAUGGCAGCAAUAGCGGCGGCAAUGGCGGUGGAGUCACCACCAACAAUGUGUCGCCGAGCAGCGGCAAUCCGGCCGCUGGAGGACCAAGUCUAGCCCCUGGCGGUGGUCCCAAUGCGCAGCUCUUCAACGACUUUAUGAUGCGCAUGCUCAACGGGAUGUCGAACAAUGCGGACGGCACGCAGCCGCCGGAGGUGCGCUACCAGUCGCAGCUGGAGCAACUGGCAGCCAUGGGCUUCGCCAACCGGGAUGCCAAUUUGCAGGCUCUAAUCGCCACCUUUGGGGACAUCAAUGCGGCGGUAGAGCGAUUGCUCUCCCUCAACCAAUUGUCCCUGAGUUAACAACGUUAAGCCAUUUCCACAUUGUACACAACAACCUGUCUAUAUAUCUACGAACUACAUCUAUAUCUAACACUAUAGCCCUGGAGAACGCGAAUGAGAAGCCGCAAGACGAGAACACGAUGAGAAAGCGGGACAAGCGGGGUCCUUUUCCUAAACAAAAAGCGGAACCCCACACAAAACAUACAAAUUCCACAGUUAGCUCUACUGAUUUAUCGAUUGCUUAUUCCCCAUUGAGCCGGAAAUAUCUUGAAUCCUUAACACCCACACACACACUGCACACACUCACACAUACACAGACAAAACUUUAAACUUAGAGAACGGAGAGAUAUUAGGUUGAUAUGUCGCCGGUGAGAAAGUUAGAUAGAGAUCACAAAUACCAAAGUGUCGGCACUUGCGUAGUUGAUAUCAUUAAUUUUUUUUUCUUUUAAUUGUUUACAUUUCGAGAGCAACUCGGAGAGAUCUGAAGGCUUUGUGCGACUCCUUCUAAACCUUAAAGCGGAAAUGUGUUAUUCAAAAAGCAAUUUCAGUAUGCAUAAACAGCGCAUGCAUAUAUCUGCACACCUUCACCAACACUUGAACAGAAUCAGAAACAUUUCCCGCUUUUAAACCCGCUGAGAACUGGAUUGUUUUUCAAUAAAUUUGAACGGAAUCGUGCUCUCGUUUGUCAUUAUUAAUGUAACUACAUAUUUUGCUAUAGAGAAGAUCGGUGCAGAGAUCAAAAAUCGGGUGCCUAUAGUUCCGUUUCCUCCCUUUCCCGCAAUCCGGAAAUGUUCUUCAAAUUACACAACUGCAAACGGGACAACGUACAGUAGAUAUCAGAUAUAUGCAGCGGCGGGAAUGCUAACAACAAGCAAUUCAAGUAGUCAAAACACAGUUAUUCAUCCAUUAUUAUACGAAUAAUCUCCAAGCGUUAUUUAUCCUAUUUGUUUCAAAGAAUAUUGUAAGGAAUUGCGAAAAGGUUCGUUGCAUAAAGACCUUACUUGCAUGUUACCCGAUAUCUACUGUGGGUUUAUUUAUGUGUAUAUAUAUAUAUGAAUGUGUAUCAAAAUAUUCCAUGGUGUUAACAAAAGACGUAAAGAUAUUUGAAAUUCCUUAGUAAAAGAGAGAGAAUCAAUCCCCAAACACAUAUUAUUUGUAAUUUACUCUAAGCAUUCGCAUGCCUAUAACCGACUUGUUGGGACUUUGGACGGGUGGGUUCUAGUGGGUUCCCCAAAAUCCCGAUUGCAUCCCUCUCCGAAUAACACACUUUCGAUUCGACUCGUUUCCGCUUCCCUUCGUGCGCUCACUGUCUAUAUAUGAAAGUAUGAAAUCAAAUGUAUACUACUACUAUAUAUCGUCGCUCGCCGGUGAGAAGAGAAGAGGAGGUGGGCUAAAUUCAUCGGGGGAUUGGGUGGGUGGUCAGGUGGUACUGAAGGCGAUCGGAGCUACGUUUAUUUGUUUAGUGAAGGAAGUGAAACUAAGUAAUUAAAUGUAAAUGAUCACAUGUUUUAAAACAGUAAUAAAGCUACUUUGGUUUUAGAUUAUA